GCAGCGUCGUCACGGCGACGCCCACAUGCUUUCACACACAAACAGUCGGCCAUCGUCUAUAUGACGACAAUACACACAGCCCAGCAUCACAACACAAACCGACAGCCCGGCAUCACAACACAAACCCGACUCAGCAGCAGCCAAUCAGACGGCAGGAAGCCUCCAUCCUCUGACACCUCCUUCAGUUCAUCCAAACCUCUACACGAUGUUCUCACGGACUCUGAUGGCAUGUGUGGUUCUGUUCCUCUGUGCAGGUGCACAGGGUGGACCCGGGUUCUUCAGGAGGCCGUCCUGUGUCGGCAUGAGCAUCACUCAGGCGUGUCCUCUCAAUUACUCACCUGUGUGUGGCAACGACGGCAUCACCUACGCAAACGAGUGUUCACUGUGUGUCUACAGACUGGAGAAAAAUGCUGAUAUUUUGAUGAGAGACGGGCCGUGCUGAGGAUGAGGAGUCCAUCAGCCCAAGCACGACUUCAUCGUCAUCACCUUUCAACAUGUUUGAAUGUAGCUGUUAGCAUGUAGCUGUUAGCAUGUAGCUGACACAACAGCACAUACAUACUCUGCUCCACAGCCAUGUGUUCACGCCUCCAUAUUAUAACCCUUUGUUUUAUAUUUUCAUAUAUUUUUUAGAAACGCUUAAUGAAACAUUUGAUUAAUAAAGACUUUAGUCUCUGA
Sphaeramia orbicularis (orbiculate cardinalfish) is the source of this 675-nucleotide messenger RNA. Its product is annotated as probable pancreatic secretory proteinase inhibitor. The record is from RefSeq and is a predicted model, not a curated record. NCBI's taxonomy places the organism in Eukaryota, Metazoa, Chordata, Actinopteri, Kurtiformes, Apogonidae. Gene Ontology annotation, molecular function: protein binding; serine-type endopeptidase inhibitor activity. The transcript has 4 exons. The coding region runs from base 206 to 442 and encodes 78 amino acids.